Messenger RNA from Suillus fuscotomentosus, 424 nucleotides. RefSeq names its product NADH dehydrogenase 1 beta subcomplex subunit 3. The record is from RefSeq and is a predicted model, not a curated record. The coding region runs from base 85 to 279 and encodes 64 amino acids. Gene Ontology annotation, cellular component: mitochondrion. Gene Ontology annotation, biological process: mitochondrial respiratory chain complex I assembly; electron transport chain. The transcript has 3 exons. Lineage: Eukaryota; Fungi; Basidiomycota; Agaricomycetes; Boletales; Suillaceae.
CCUAAAAAUCACAUGAUCACCUGGACUCAGAACCACAGCUGAACAAGCCGAAAACAAGCGGUUUCCUAGUUUCUACAUCCAAUCAUGUCCAAUCUACCGUUGUUUCGUGACCCAUGGGCGAAGAGGGAAGCGUGGCGGAAACAUCCUGUGUUCACGAACCGUGCCAUGUUUUCUAGCAUGUUUCCAGGGCUUGGCAUCGCACUAGUAGCAUUUACUGCGUAUGUGGUUGUUGAUAAUUUCUACUCCAAAGCGCAGCCAGGGGCACAGCAGAAGCACUAAGUUGGUUCAGGUGAUGUUGAUAGAGAGGAAUUUACUGGUGCUCCUUGCAUCCUAUCAGCUAGUUGAGUCCGUGCUCGGUAGCAUAACAUCACCACAUUGCACACAAAACGUUGCAUCUUCGCGCCAUUGCCACGCAGCGGGGUUA